This is a messenger RNA of Musa acuminata subsp. malaccensis (wild Malaysian banana), 1086 nucleotides long. Its product is annotated as UMP-CMP kinase 3. NCBI's taxonomy places the organism in Eukaryota, Viridiplantae, Streptophyta, Magnoliopsida, Zingiberales, Musaceae. Gene Ontology annotation, molecular function: UMP kinase activity; ATP binding. The record is from RefSeq and is a predicted model, not a curated record. Gene Ontology annotation, cellular component: cytoplasm; nucleus. Gene Ontology annotation, biological process: 'de novo' pyrimidine nucleobase biosynthetic process; UDP biosynthetic process; CDP biosynthetic process.
GCCCGUGAUCCCGAUUUCCCUCCUCCAAGGCUUGUUUCCUUGCAACCGAGAGAAUAGAAGCGUGGAGGAGAAGGGAGAGGCGUCGGAAUCGAAGCUGUCGGUCUCAGACGUCACAACUUGAAAGUUAAAUUGCGUUCAUGGGCACCAUGGUAGAUUCAACCAAGGAUGUUAAUGGGAGCUUCCCAGGUGACAACAAGAUCAUUGUUGUUUUUGUGUUAGGUGGGCCUGGCAGUGGAAAAGGCACACAGUGCACAAGAAUUGUUGAAAACUUUGGUUUUACCCAUCUUAGUGCUGGUGAUCUUCUGCGUGCAGAAAUUAAGUCCGGUUCAGAAAAUGGCACCAUGAUCUCUAACAUGAUAAAGGAAGGCAAAAUUGUCCCCUCUGAGGUUACAAUUAACCUUUUACAGAAGGCUAUGCUUGAAAGCGGAAAUGACAAAUUUCUUAUUGAUGGCUUUCCUCGAAAUGAAGAGAAUCGUGCUGCUUUUGAGAAUGUUACAAAAAUUGAGCCAGAAUUUGUCCUAUUUUUUGAUUGCCCUGAGGAAGAGAUGGAACAGAGACUUUUAAGUCGAAACCAGGGAAGAGAUGAUGACAACAUCGAAACCAUAAGGAAGCGUUUUAGAGUGUUUGUGGAAUCCAGUUUACCUGUAGUUGAGUAUUAUGACAUGAAGGGCAAGGUUCGAAAGGUUGAUGCUCUGAAGCCUAUUGAUGAGGUUUUUGAAUCUGUAAAGGCUAUUUUUGCCCCUUUCCAUACCAAAGUUGAAUAGAGCAGCUUCUGACGAUAAUAAACUACAUUAUAUACAAGGUAUUGUUGUGCGGCAGAGUCCAGAUUUUUUCGUAGCAUGAUCAGCUUAAUUAGGCAUGUAUACCGGUCAUUAAGACUAACUACCCCUCACGUGUUGUUUCUGUUUAACAAGACAUGCUCGGAGAAUUGAAAAGAGAUUAUGUCCUAUCACUAGAGUUACUUCAUCCUCAUUGCAGAAUGCAGCUGCACUACUGCAUUCCUUGUAAUAAAUACUGAACACGCAAUUCAUUGCUUAGCAGUUUGAUUGGCUUUUCUAAAUGCAAUCACUAACUAUGCUUUCAUUC